AUGAAGGAACAAGAUCAGAUUGGAAAGGUGUCCUCAGAAACCUCUUCGCACACAAGCAUUAGAAAUUCAUCCAAUAUUUCGACAAAGUUGCUGUCAGGUGUUAGGGUUGGUUCACGUUUCAUUGCCUCUGUGGUUCCUACUCUCAAUUCAGUUCUGGAAUGGGCCUCUCAGUUGUCGACUUCUGCUCCCUCACUGCGCAUAUUCAACAGAACUGGUUUUCAUGAUCUCAAAAACGACCCCACUAUUCAUAGUACAAUUACUGAUAGCGAAGAGACUGAGAAGAUUUGCCUGUGA
Molecule: messenger RNA, 294 nt
Organism: Rodentolepis nana
Lineage: Eukaryota; Metazoa; Platyhelminthes; Cestoda; Cyclophyllidea; Hymenolepididae
Source: the annotation of a GenBank genome assembly